Messenger RNA from Eruca vesicaria subsp. sativa (arugula), 1244 nucleotides. Lineage: Eukaryota; Viridiplantae; Streptophyta; Magnoliopsida; Brassicales; Brassicaceae. The record is from the annotation of a GenBank genome assembly.
AUGGGUUCUGUUCAAAACAAGAGAAUACUCUUCUCUCUUCUAACUGUGAUCACUGUGAUGUUGUCUUCGUGUAAAGCUGAUUCGAAAUGUGAAUUCAUUGCCAUAUUCAAUUUCGGAGACUCGAACUCUGACACAGGAGGCUUUUGGGCUGCUUUUCCGGCUCAAUCCGGUCCAUGGGGAAUGACUUACUUUAAGAAACCCGCCGGUCGUGCUUCAGACGGCCGUCUUAUCAUUGAUUUUUUGGCUGAGUCUCUUGGAAUUCCUUUUCUAAGCCCGUACUUGCAAUCAAUUGGAUCCAAUUUCCGACACGGUGCAAACUUUGCAACCUUAGCAUCGACGGUUCUUUUGCCAAACACGUCCUUGUUUGUCUCCGGAAUCAGUCCUUUCUCACUCGCUAUUCAGCUAAACCAAUUGAAACAGUUCAAGGUAAGAGUCGACGAGUACCAUUCCUCAGACCAAUCAGGGUUGCAUAUCUUACCGCCUAUCAAUGUUUUCCGAAAAUCACUAUAUACAUUUUAUAUCGGUCAAAACGAUUUCACAUCCAAUUUAGCUUCCAUUGGAGUGGAUGGUGUGAAACAGUAUCUUCCACAAGUCAUAAGCCAAAUUGCUGGAACCAUUAAGGAGAUAUAUGGAAUAGGUGGGCGGACAUUUUUGGUAUUGAAUUUAGCACCGGUUGGAUGUUACCCUGCGAUUUUAACCGGUUACACUCAUACCAAUUCGGAUUUAGACAAAUUUGGAUGUCUCAUUCCCGUAAACAAAGCCGUCAAAUAUUACAACGCGUUAUUGGAAAAGGCAUUAUUCAAGACAAGAACCGAGCUGAAAAACGCUACCAUUAUAUACUUAGACACUCAUAAGAUACUGCUUGACCUAUUCCAUCACCCCAAAUCCUAUGGUAUGAAACAUGGCAUUAAAGCUUGUUGUGGGUACGGUGGACAUCCUUACAAUUUCAAUCAGAAGUUAUUUUGCGGCACCACAAAAGUAAUAGGAAAUUCUUCUGUGAAGGCCAAGGCUUGCCGUGAUCCUCAAAACUACGUGAGUUGGGACGGAAUUCAUGCCACAGAGGCUGCAAACCGCCACAUUUCGACAGCUAUUCUCGAUGGCUUGAUAUCAUAUCCUUCAUUUGCGCUCAACUACCUAUGUCCGUCUGUUUAACAAUCUUUUUUUUUUGGUAAUCAUGUUAAAUUUCACACCUUUUUAAGAGUUUACAUGUUGCUUAGCAACUUAUUUAGAGAAUACAAACGGAG